AUGGUAUUAGAAAAUUUCAACUUUUCUACUGAAGAUACAUUCGUUAAGAAUGCAGCUGGACAUAGCCAAGCAUCAGGUAAUAUAGUGAGGAGUGUUGAUAGUCUGAUUUCAAGCUCACGUGAAAGGAGAAUCAGAAUAGUUAGAGAUGAGUUUAUGAAUCUAAGAGAUGCCUUAGGAAUUGGUGACGAGAGAGAUGAUGUGAUUGACAUGGCUACUAGGUUCUUUACAAUGGCUGUUGAACAAAACUUCACUAGAGGACGCAGAACAGAGCUAGUUCAGUCUUCUUGCCUUUACUUGACUUGCAGGGAAAAGGACAUUCCGUUUCUUCUUAUCGAUUUUUCGAGUUAUCUUCGAGUUAGCGUUUACGAGUUAGGUUAUGUGUACUUGAAACUCUGUGAGAUGCUCUACCUUGUAGAGAAUAGGAACUAUGAGAAGCUUGUUGAUCCUUCGAUUUUCAUUCCUCGAUUCUCAAACAUUUUAUUGAAAGGUACACAGAAUAAAGCUGUAGUGGAAACAGCUAAAGACAUUAUAGCUAAGUAUGAAGAGAAAUUGGAUGCAGACCGGUCGGAAACCAAGUGGAAUAUGUGGAGCAGCACUUUACAUAGCUGCUCUUUCUCAUGGUAUCAAGUGCCCUAA
Messenger RNA from Arabis nemorensis, 636 nucleotides. The record is from the annotation of a GenBank genome assembly. NCBI's taxonomy places the organism in Eukaryota, Viridiplantae, Streptophyta, Magnoliopsida, Brassicales, Brassicaceae.